Closterium sp. Naga37s-1 is the source of this 2144-nucleotide messenger RNA. The record is from the annotation of a GenBank genome assembly. NCBI's taxonomy places the organism in Eukaryota, Viridiplantae, Streptophyta, Zygnematophyceae, Desmidiales, Closteriaceae.
AUUCGUCCGAUUCGGCAAGCGAGGCUGACGGCGCGGAAGAAGCAGACGGCGCGGAAGAAGCAGACGGCGCGGAAGAAGCAGACUGCGCGGAAGAAGCAGACGGCGCGGAAGAAGCAGACGGCGCGGAAGAAGCGGACGGCGUGGAAGGAGCAGACGGCGCGGGAGAAACAGACGGCGCGGAAGAAGCAGACGGCGCCAUCCCGAUGGCGCGGGAUGGUGAGAGGGAGGAAGUGGCGGAAGAAGGGCGCGACGGAGAGAGCAAGGAUGCGGGAGGAAAUUGCUCGCCGGUAAGGAUGCGCGGAGGCGGUGCGAAGCGUCACGGGAACAUGACGACAGGGCGUUCGCCGGAAGACAUGCGCAGGGGAAGCGUGAGGCGCUGCGGAAGCACGGAUGCAAACGGAUUGGCAGACGAAGGGCGUGAAGAGGGCGCGAGGCACCGCGGGGGCGCGAAUGCAGACGGGUUGGCAGACGAAGGGCGCGGGGGCGCGGAUGCAGAUGGUCGCUCGCCGGACGAUCUUCGGGAGGACAGCAGGAAAAACCAUGCGCCAACGGGACGGUACAGCUCGCCUGAGCUGCGAGGACGUGGGAGGAGACGCGUGGCGAUGGCCGCGCGGCGAUCGCCAGAGGUGCGGAGGGAGCAGUAUGAGCGAGGGAGAGUGGCAGGUCAACGGGGGCCUGCUGUUUGGGGGAGAGAGAGAGAGAGAGAGAGAGAGAGAGAGUUGAGGAGCAACGUGGGCGACGGGAGAGUAAGCCAGAGGAAGAACGGGGCAGACGAGCAGGUCCGGACGGGGAGCGAGGGGAUUGUGAGGAAAGAGAUGGGUGGUGCUCACCAGAGAGAGGAGGGGGGCGUGAGGAGGGACGCAUCAGGGAGGGUGCACGACGAUCGCUGGGCGCAACAAGGGCAGAAGAAAGGGGGAGAGGGAACCGACGGCGGCGGGAAGACGUGGAGCGAGAAAGGCGGUAUCAGGAGCACUCGCAUGAUGGGAAGGAAAGGCGGUGGGACGGAGCAGAGAAGCGGAGAGCGGCUUACGAGAGAGAGCGAGGAAGGAGUCCGAGUACAAGGGGCCCGAGGGGGCGAUGGCAAUCAGGAGGAGGAUCCGAAGGAGCCAGAGCGGCCAGAGAGGGGACAGAACGGGCGCUACAUGUGGCUGUGCAGUGGGGGAAGGGAUAUACGAAGGGAGCUAGUGAGUAAGGUGGGGGCAUGGGCGUGUAAGUCAGUAACACCAGCAGCAGCGGGAGCAGAGGAGCAGGACGAGCAGGCGGGGGCAGGAGCGUGCGUACCAGCAGCAGCGGGAGCGGAGGAGUGGGAUGAGCAGGUGGGGUCAGAAGCGUACGUAUCAGCAGCAGCGGGAGCGGAGGAGCGGGAUGAGCAGGUGGGGGCAGAAGCGUGCGUACCAGCAGCAGCAGGAGCGAAGGAGCGGGAUGAGCAGGUGGGGGCAGAAGAGUGCGUCCCAGCAGCAGCAGGAGCGAAGGAGCGGGAUGAGCAGGUGGGGGCAGAAGCGUGCGUGCCAGCAGCAGCAGGAGCGGAGGAGCGGGACGAGCAGGUGGGGGCAGAAGCGUGUGCAUUAGCAGCGGCGGAAGCGGGAGGGAAGAACGAGAAGGUGGGGGCAUGGUCGGGUGUACCAGUGGCAGCAGAAGCGGAAGGGAGGGAAGGGAAGGUGGGGGCACAGGCGGGCAUGACAGCAGUAGCGGAAGCGGAAAGCGGGGCAGUGAAGGUGGGGGCACAGGCGGGCAUGACAGCAGUAGAGGAAGCGGAAAGCGGGGUAGUGAAGGUGGGGGCACAGGCGGGCAUGACAGCAGUAGCAGAAGCGGAAAGCGGGGCAGUGAAGGUGGGGGCACAGGCGUGCAUGACAGCAGUAGCGGAAGCGGAAAGCGGGGCAGUGAAGGUGGGGGCACAGGCGUGCAAACCAGAAGUAGCAGAAGCGGCAGGGAGGGAAGAGAAGGAGAGAGCACAGGCGUGCGCAGCAGCAGCAGCGGAAACGGAAGAGGAAAGGAAAGAAGAGAAGCUGGGGGGCACAGGCGUGUGCAGUAGCAGCACCAGAAGAGGAAGGGAAAGAAGCGAGGUUGGGGGCACAGGCGUGUGCAGUAGCAGCAGCAGAAGAGGAAGGGAAAGACGAGAAUUUGGGGGGCACAGGCGUGUGUAG